AUGAAGCAGACCCUCGCAGCGAUUCUGGCGGCCUCGGCCCACGGCAUCGUCAUCCAUGCCCCAUCAGGAUCCAACUUCGACUUCGGGAACCCCAAGUGCCCGUGCGUCGGGGUCCUGGGCAUGGAGGGCACCACCGAGGUGAAGAUCUCCUCGAACGCGACGGCAGACUACCCCGCCGACUUCGGCGCGCGCUGCGCUGCUUGGGACAACAAGCGCAACAAGGCCUUCUGCAUGCCCGGGCAGAAGCCAGGUGCCGACAACGGCUGGUGCGCCGAGCCCUUCUGCUACGUGGACCCCUGCAACUGCGACCUCGAUGUGCCCCCUACGAAGUCGGGAAGCUACUUGCCCAAUGCCAGCUACCAGGGCAAGGGCAUCUGGUAUUCCUACGUGACUUGCGGAGGCAAGGACUACUGGCUGGACGCGGAGACCAAGAAGAAGAACCAGGAGGCCAACGGAGUGUGCGAGAAGAAGCCGGAUGAGAAGAAGUGGGGCAAGGCGAGCUGCCGCUGCGUUGGCUACGAGGGCGCCCCAGGAACUGUCAACAUCACCCUGAACAAGAAGGAGGUCCAGUAUCCUACGGACACGGGCGCCACCUGUGAGUCCUGGGACGCCAAGACCCACCCUGAUUGCACCGGUGACAAGCCUGCCGACUGGUGCAAGCAAGCCUGGUGCUACGUCGACCCGUGCGAAUGCGAUUUGGACCCCGAUGUGCAGUUGGGGCUGUCAGACUUAGAAGCCGUGAAUGGUCGGCCCUAG
This is a messenger RNA of Symbiodinium natans, 756 nucleotides long. The record is from the annotation of a GenBank genome assembly. NCBI's taxonomy places the organism in Eukaryota, Dinophyceae, Suessiales, Symbiodiniaceae.